Messenger RNA from Morus notabilis, 957 nucleotides. RefSeq names its product (E,E)-geranyllinalool synthase. The coding region runs from base 7 to 804 and encodes 265 amino acids. Gene Ontology annotation, molecular function: terpene synthase activity; magnesium ion binding. Lineage: Eukaryota; Viridiplantae; Streptophyta; Magnoliopsida; Rosales; Moraceae. The record is from RefSeq and is a predicted model, not a curated record. Gene Ontology annotation, biological process: diterpenoid biosynthetic process. The transcript has 3 exons.
AAUGAAAUGGCAACCGAGUACCUCAAACAAGAAGGAAGCGACAUAACGAGUUGUUUAAGAGAUAUAUGGUAUGAAACAUUUCUUUCAUGGCUUGUGGAAUCCGAGUGGGGGAGCAGUGACAGCAUACCAUCAAUGGAUGAAUAUCUUAAAGUUGGAAUGAUAUCCAUUGCCACUCACACCACAGUUCUACCAGCUUCAUGUUAUUUGAAGCCAAGCUUACCAAAUUCCAAACUCCGACCGCCGAAAUAUGAACCCCUUACAAAACUGCUCAUGAUUAUUUCCCGACUGUUGAAUGACGUGCAAAGCUACAAGAAAGAAAAAGAUGAAGGCACACCAAACUCUGUUCUACUCCACUUGAGAAACAACCCCGAGGCAAACAUUGAAGAGGCAAUCUCUUACGUGGGAGAGAUGUUGAACAAGAAAAAAGAAGAGUUUCUUGAGCAUGUUUUGAUGGAUGACUUGACAGAUCUGCCCAAAGAAUGCAGGCAUCUUCACCUCUCUUGUUUGAAAGUGUUUCAGAUGUUCUUCAACUCUUCCAACCGUUAUGAUUCCGACACCGAAAUGCUUGAGGACAUUGCCAAGGCAAUCUACAUUCCUCCACAAAUUCAUUCCUCAAAGAAUUAUAAGCUUCCGGGUCUUGUAAAGGCUCCGGUACUAGGAUCCUUUCCUACGGAAGCAAACGUCACGAAAUGUUCAGCCAUCAAAUUAUUUCAUGGCCGCUUUGGCAAGCCCUCCAAAAAUUUCAUCACGAGCAGUUUGUCUGUGCGUCAGCGUUCUGUAACGUAUGGCAAUGUCAUGCUGUGACGUGUUGUAAUGUGUCAAGUACAUUAUAUUUUAUGCAUGUUUACGUCAAAUAAGCAAAAGCGUUUACUCGCUUUAAUUUGUGCUCUAUUGUCUUGGUCGUCCUUUUGUGUAAUAUAAGAUAUUAAGAUGAAUAAAUAUUACGAAAUUAAGAUA